AUGACGACGCUUACCGUCUACUUUGCUUUAUCACCAACAUCAAUUUCAUCAUCAUCAUCAUCACCAACAUCAACAAAAAUUCAACAAUUUCAAAUGAUAUCAAAUCGUAUAAAAUCGAAACCAAUACCAGUACCAAAUGUAACAUUACCUAGUCCAUCAUCAACAUCAUCAUUUCCUACACCACCUGAAAAACAAACAUUAUCAAGAAGAAAUAAAACAUUUUUCGAAAGAUUUAAUCAAAUAUCAUCAACAUCAUUAUCACAACAACAACAGCAACAAAAUGAGUUAUCAAAUCCAUCAAGUGAUCCACAACCACGUUUACGUCGACGAUUUACAUUUCGUCGUAGUCUACGACAAUCUAUGCAUAACAAAAAAGGGAGAGAUAUUGAUGAUGGAAUAAGUUUCGAUGUGGAUGGUUCAUCAUCAUCACGUGGUAUUCUCAAUUCUCAUCAUAAUAUAUCAACAUCACCACAUUUUCAUCAACAUGGUGUACCAAAUGCAGUUAAUAAAACAACAACAACAGCAACAGCAACAAACAGUACCAGUGGAGUUCUUAGACGCGAAUCAUUUUUAUAUAAGUGUGAUAGUGAUAAUGAUCUUUCACCGAAAUGUAUCUCGCGUAAUCCGUCGAUCGGAUCAGAACUACUUGGUUCUAAACUAUCGAGCAAGCAUCAGGAUGAUAUGAUCGUUACACCAUUUGCUCAGCUUCUUGCCAGUCUUAAAAAUGUACGAAAAAACUUUGUUGAUCUUACUCAUAUACCACCAGAAAGAGCGAAGAGAACAAGUCAACUUAAUAGUGCACAAGCAGCUAUACCUAAUUUUAAUAGAACGAUAACAACACCACUAGAUGAUAGUUCAUUAUCACAAGCUAUAUCUACAUUAGAAGAACUUGAUUGGUGUUUAGAACAAUUAGAAACGAUGCAAACACAUAAAUCCGUUUCUGAUUUAGCCUCGCUCAAAUUUAAGCGUAUGCUCAAUAAAGAAUUAUCCCAUUUUGCUGAAAAUAAUAAAUCCGGAGCACAAAUUAGUGAUUAUCUAUAUUCGACUUAUACAGACAAAAAAGAACCCGACGUUGAUUUAUCACGUGGUUUACAACUAGAUGAAUUGACAACAGUUACAACAACAAAAACACUUGAUACAUCAACAUCAUCAGCUACAUUAAUGGGUCAAAUAGCUGGUAUACAUACAACAAAAUUUGCAGUAACAAGUCCAAUACCUGAGUUAGGUGUUGAAACACCAUAUGUUGACGAUUUACGUUUAUUACUUGAUCAUAUUAAUGAUUGGGGUUUAGAUACAUUUCGUAUUGAAGAUUUAAGUGGACAACGACCAUUAACAGUAAUAACAUAUCGAAUAUUUCAAGAACGUUCACUUUUAAGAACAUAUGGUAUUGAAUCACAUACAUUAAUAUCGUAUUUACUUGCACUUGAAGAUCAUUAUCAAUUAGUACCAUAUCAUAAUAAAGCUCAUGGAGCUGAUGUUUGUCAAUCAAUGCAUGUAUUGCUCAAUGCUUCAGCACUUGAUGGUGUAUUUACUGAAUUAGAAAUAAUGUCAGCAAUAUUUGCAUCGGCAGUACAUGAUGUUGAUCAUCCCGGUGUAACGAAUCAAUUUUUAAUAAAUACAAAAAAUGAUUUAGCCUUAAUGUAUAAUGAUGAAAGUGUCCUUGAAAAUCAUCACUUAGCUGUAGCAUUUAAAUUAUUACAAGCUGAUGAAAGAAAUAUAUUUUCGCAUUUAACAGCUAAACAAAUAAAAACUCUACGAAAAAUGGUUAUCGAUAUGGUUUUAGCAACAGAUAUGUCAAAACAUAUGCAAUUAUUAGCCGAUUUAAAAACAAUGGUUGAAUCAAAAAAAGUUACAGGAAAUAAUAUAAUUAUGCUUGAAUCAUAUGAUGAUAGAAUUCAAGUACUUCAAAAUAUGAUUCAUUGUGCUGAUUUAUCAAAUCCAACUAAACCAUUAGAUAUUUAUAUAAAAUGGACUGAUCGUAUAAUGGAAGAAUUUUGGAGUCAAGGUGAUAAAGAACGUGAUCUUGGAAUAGAAAUUUCACCUAUGUGUGAUAAACGUGUAGCUAGUGUUGAAAAACAUCAAGUUGGCUUUAUUGAAUUUAUUGUACAUCCAUUAUGGGAAACAUGGGCCGAUUUAGUUUAUCCAGAUGCUAGUGCUAUUUUAGAAACACUAGAACAAAAUCGAGAUUGGUACCAAGCUCGUCUAUCACCUCCUUCAUCAUCAUCUACAACGACAAAUCUAUCAAAUUCCUCUCCUCCACUUUCAGCACCAAUGAUAACAACAACAAUGUUAUCAUCAAAUGAAGAAGACUCAUUACAACCUAUAUCAUCCUCAUCAUCAUUGUUAACUCCCAUGUCAGUUGAUGCCGUUAUAUCAACUCCAGUAAAUAUGAUGUCAACCGGUGAUCAACUCAUUCCCACAUCUGCUGCUGUUUUAUCUUCGCCUUCGUCAUCAAUUACUCGGACAGGAACAUCGACAACUGCCAGUGGUGGUAAUGCUGGUGAAUUUCAAAUGACGGUGACACCAGCCACAUCCUGA
Molecule: messenger RNA, 2538 nt
Organism: Rotaria sp. Silwood2
Lineage: Eukaryota; Metazoa; Rotifera; Eurotatoria; Philodinida; Philodinidae
Source: the annotation of a GenBank genome assembly